This is a messenger RNA of Exophiala aquamarina CBS 119918, 1539 nucleotides long. RefSeq lists its product as uncharacterized. The transcript has 2 exons. The record is from RefSeq and is a predicted model, not a curated record. NCBI's taxonomy places the organism in Eukaryota, Fungi, Ascomycota, Eurotiomycetes, Chaetothyriales, Herpotrichiellaceae. Gene Ontology annotation, biological process: metal ion transport; transmembrane transport. Gene Ontology annotation, cellular component: membrane. Bases 1 to 1539 code for a protein of 512 amino acids. Gene Ontology annotation, molecular function: metal ion transmembrane transporter activity.
AUGGCGGGUGACUAUAUUGGCUAUGUGGAAUCGAUGCGACAUCGGUACCCCAAUCUGCGUCGCUUCUGCGACAUUCAGGGCACGAGCCAUAGACAGAACAAAGAGGAGACAAGUCGCGUUGUCGUCAUUGAGAUCCGUGAGAAUGGCAUAAGUCAGAAAAAAUUCGACGCUCCCGACGAUCUUGAUCGGUAUAUGCAAGGCCCGCCCUCCACAUCAGAACCGUGUAAACAUCGGGUGUAUGUUCUGGAGGGCUCCGCGCCAGCCUAUGUCCAAGUCCUCGGUCGUCGUCUUCGAAUGGACCCGUUCGUGUUUUCGGAGCAGUUGAUGCGUGGCGGAACCCGCAAGGAACAGGCCGCGACGCUACCUUCCCAACACGGUCCUGAGCGGUCCUUUAGCAUGCAGUAUGUCGAGUCACGUACAUUCCCCGAUGGCCACCUAAACACUCUCGGAGCUUGUUGUCUCUAUCAAGACCGGAAAAUUUGGGCAACCAAGAUCAAUUCGAAGUUCGACGAAGUGGCGAAAGUCCACAGGAUCGCAUCCUUUUGGUCCCGGAAAGAACCGAACGGUGACUUCAACGGUCUAAUUCUCGUGGAUCCGCCGGUCGGAGAGCUCAUCAAAAUCGGCAAGGCCGCUAAGAAGGAGAUACGACGCUGUCAGAACAAUCUCUACCAGGGAGGAUACGUCGACAUCUCGCCGUUCCCUUGUGCCCUGAGCCUUGACAAAGAUUGGGAAUCCCAACCAGGCCCAUCCCGCGAGUCACUGUUCGAUGACAUUCUGUUCUACUGGAAUCAUAUAGACAGAUUCCCCAACUUGCACUCCUCCAUUAUCGAGGGGCCAGCUGGGUUCUUCGACGGUGCAUCCUUCUUCCUCAAAAGCAUCAUUGCCGCAAACUGGAUGCAGUUUCUGGUCUACUUUGACGAAAUCAUCGACCGCCUUGAAUAUGCACUGGCUCGCGCGGACAUCAACGCCCUCGACGGCGUGGAGAACCACCUGGUCGACGUCGCGCACUGGCAUCGGCGCUGUUGGAAGUCCUGCGAACAAGUCGAACACGCGAUCCAUGCUCUUCAACCCGAUUUACGCCUCAACCAGGACUCCUCCUUGACCACGGGCUCUGUCUUCACCAGCAUCGCCGACUUUGUCUACAUCCACAAGAAACUUUGCGCACUUACAAAGCGUUGCCAGCGCCUCAGCCUAUCUCUCACCAAUGUUAUCAGCGUGAUCCAGUCCCGGCAGGCCUCCGAAGAAGCCCACAGCUUAAAGAUCCUGACGCUCCUCGGUAUGCUGUUUGUGCCUCUGACGUUUUUGUCCGGAAUAUUCAGCAUGUCCGGGGAGUUUCUACCUGGGGAAAGCAGCUUUUGGGUCUACAUUGUGGUCAGCAUCCCGGCCGUCGUCAUGGUGUUCUUGGUCGUCUUCUCGAAAGAGGUUGCGCAGUUCCUGAAGCUCAAGGAAAAGCAGAGGAAGAGUCUCCUCAAUGUGAGACUUACAGCUAGACCCCCAGCGUCCGCACACGGAGAAGCAAAGGAUGUAGAGAAAGGGUAG